CUAAAAUCAAGAAUUACAAAGUUAGAAGAAAAAAUCAACUUUAUGGAAAGGGAUAAAAGAAAAAAUAAUUUAGUAUUUUUUGGUAUAAAAGAGGAAGGACAAAGUGAAACUGAAUUAGUGGAUCAAUUAAAAGAAACAGUAGUAGAUAUGGGGAUACAUUUGGAAAGCCAAGAGAUAGCAAAUUUAUAUAGAAUUGGUCGCCCUUCAAACAAAAAUCGACCAGUAGUGGUGUCCUUUACAACAAAAUGGAAAAAACACCUUGUGCAACAAAACAAGACUAACCUUCCGCAAGGCAUCUAUCUUAAAGAAGACUAUUCUAGAGAGGUACUCGUGACCAGAAAGGAACUUCAACCGAAACUGGAGGAGGAAAGAAAGAAGGGAAACAUAGCUUACUUAAAGUACGACAAGCUGAUAGUAAAGAAAGCAAAUGAAAAUAAUCGUGAGAAGAGGAAAAGAGAUAAAUCAGAAUCACCAGUUACAAAAAAUUACACCAAGAAGCAGCUGACUAACAGCAGUCCAAACUCAACCAUCAUGUCAUCUGUAAAUGUUGCAAAAGAAAUACUAAAACCAAAUAUACUAAAUUAUAUGGCACGUGGAAGAUCUUAUUCCUUAUCAGAAUCAUCAAAAAACUAA
This is a messenger RNA of Achroia grisella, 633 nucleotides long. RefSeq lists its product as uncharacterized. NCBI's taxonomy places the organism in Eukaryota, Metazoa, Arthropoda, Insecta, Lepidoptera, Pyralidae. The transcript has a single exon. Bases 43 to 633 code for a protein of 196 amino acids. The record is from RefSeq and is a predicted model, not a curated record.